Triticum turgidum subsp. durum (durum wheat) is the source of this 1965-nucleotide messenger RNA. Lineage: Eukaryota; Viridiplantae; Streptophyta; Magnoliopsida; Poales; Poaceae. The record is from the annotation of a GenBank genome assembly.
AUGGCGUCCGGAUCGAUGGCCGACCGCGCCUCGGUUGAUUCCCCCGGCGACGCCACCCACUGGCCGGCGUCGAUUCUCCUCGUCCAGGAGGCGUACGUCGCCGUCAGCAGGAACGACACCACGGCCAAAGCCAAAUCGAGGGUCAACCAUACCGUAGAGGUCACCUUCUGGAUCGCCGACCCACCGGCGGUGUCCUUCUACACGUUCCACUGCUCCAAGCCCCCCAUCUCCGACUCUGAGGACGCCGACUUGGAAGUUCAGCCACACGUGGUCGGCGCGGAGGGCCGAUUCGUUCUUAUCCGCACCUCUUUUGCUUCCGGCGACGGCGAGUAUGAAUUCUUCAUCUACAAGGGCGACCCCAGGUCCCCGUCCCUCGACAGCGUCCCGCUUCCCGAUGAUGAUUCGCUGCACGGUGUUGGCGAGUUCGGAAUCGUGCCCCGUGGUGACGGGGACCAUUAUCUCCUGAUUGCACUCUGUGACGCAGUGACCUUGAAGGAUUACCGACUUCACAUCUACUCGUCUGAGGAUAGAACAUGGAGGACUAAGGAACUGCUCAAUCCAUGUCCUGGGGUCUCUACGAUUACACCCUACAAGGUGAUGUUGCUCCAAGAUGGCGUGCUGGUAUGGGUCGAUUUCCUGAAAGGCAUGCUGGUGUGUGAUGUACUUCAAGAAAUCCCUUGUGCGCGCUACAUCCCAUUGCCCGAGCCAUUGCCUGGAAAUAGACAGGAAAUUUUGAAGCAAUCAAUCCCGGGAGCUAGCGUCAGGCGUUAUCGGGACAUCACCUGUGUCGAUGGUCUGAUCAAGUUUGUUGAGAUGGAACACCGUGUGAUUGUAACAGAGAUUGUAGAAGUUCCUCCCGAAAAGCCAUCUGACCCCAGGAGCAAGGAUGCGCUCUAUGAUUCUGACUUGAUCAAGUUCAUCAAGCGCAAACAUGCGGAGAUCAAGCCCAAGACGCAGCGCUCAAUGAAUGGCUGGAGUGCCAUGACAUGGACUAGGGAGAUUGGGUCUGACUGUUGGCUCAGGGGAAGCACUGUUGACGUUGAUGACAUUUUGGUCGACGACUUAGCGGUUUCGGCGUUGCUGUCUGGACAAAGGAAUGAAUCCGCUGGGAGCUUGACAUUCAAGAACAUGUACUCCGCUUGCCCCACCCUUAGCACCGAUGGUAAUGACAUCCUUUACCUCAAGUCAUCCAGGAAAUUGAGUGAUUCAUGUGGAUGGGUGGUUGCUGUUGACCUUGCGGAGAAGACACUGAAAGUGGAAACACCACCUGGGGCGCACCCUUUUGGAAGAUAUUCUCCUUCGCGGCAACUAUUCCUUCCCUGCGCAUUGGUGAACCAUCUGAAAAUGACUCCAGGCAUUAAAGUCUCAGCAAUUCAGAUAGCAGGUAGCUCUGCAAAUGAGCCAAAUAAUACAGCUAUCUGUGUUGGUGAGCCUGAUUCCUACAAACCUGAAAACAAGCGUCCAAGGCUAUCGGCUAAGAAAGUCAACCAUGCACAAGAUGGAGCUCAGAGUACUGUACAGAAUGUUUUUAGCUCACAGGCCUGUCCUGAUCAAAACAAUAUGCCUCCACAACUGUACUUCAACAGGUGGGAGCAGCCUGGCUACGGUGGGUACUCACCAUGCCCCCCUCAAAACAAUCCGCCGCUGCCACAAUGUUUCAACAUGUUCACUGGACCCUGCAACCCUGUGUAUGCACCGGCGGCCCCAGCCCCUAACAUAAGUGGCUACGGCAAUUAUCAAUCCCUGUGGCAGCAGACACUACUGCCGGAGCAGCAGACAGCACCUAGCAGGCCAUUUGGACCUCAUGUGGCACCCCAUCCAUACUUCAACAACUGGUGGGGAGCCAGCCUCCAUGGGAAUUCACAGCAACACCCUGCAGGUAUAUCAUAUUCCUAUGGUGCGCACUCAGGCAGUGGCAACCAAGGAUUCGGUUACCAACCGAUUUACCAGGAUUACCAAUGUUAA